AUGCGUCGGUCCAUCGCGCUUUUCCUGGGCCUCGCUACGGUGGCCUUUGCGCAAGACAGCGCUGCUCCUUCCACUGACUCUUCUAUGCCUACUUCAACAGAUUCAUUCUCGUCCACGACCCCGACAACAGAUUCCAGCACCGUUCCUAGCGGUACUACUGCCACAAACACUAUCAGUGGGCCUAUCACGCACACAGUCGCAUUUGCAAGGGGAGGCCACACCUUUGAACCCGACGUGACCCUCGCCAAAGUAGGCGAUACUAUUCUCUUCCAAUUUAACUCGGCGAACCAUUUCGUCAUCCGCGCAGAAUAUGGCUACCCUUGCAUUCCCUACGAAGACACGGGAGUGGACAAGAUCGGGUUUUUCUCCGGCUUCAAGCUCGUAGACGCGAAAUUAAGCGAUCCCCCAAGUUGGUCGCUUCUGAUCAACGACACAAAUCCCAUAUUCUACUACUGCGGCGCCUCGGGAUCAUGUAUCAACUAUCAGAUGGUCGGAGUGAUCAACCCCAACGCGACGACUUCUUUGGAAACACAGAAACAACUAGCCAAGGACUCGACUUUCAUGCUCCUCCCAGGUGAACCCUGGCCAGAUGAGAGAGAAAAUCCAUUUAUUACAACUUCUUCUGCUCCGACCUCUUCUCCGACCGCGGCUGCCACCAAUUCUGUCGCAGCAUCCAGCGCCACCAGCGAACCAGACUCAUCGAGUGGCAGGCACUUAAUUUUGUCUGCUGGUGCCAUCGCCGGAAUCGUCAUUGGAGCCUCCGCCCUCACUCUGGCGGCAGCAGGGCUCUUGUAUAUGUGCAGCCGAAAGUCACGACGAGAGUCUCUAAAACAAGACGACGGCCCUGACACCCAUCACACGACCGCACACCAGAUGUCUCACAACCCGUAUAUGGACCCUACCGAACACAUGUCGAUGCACAGCAGCGCCGUGGGCGUCGGGCCUGCCUUGCCAGGCUACAUUCCCCAGCACGACCCGGCAAUGUCGCCGCUUACGCAUCCUGCUUUCCCCAUGAGCAACUCACAUUCCCCCGGUCCCUCGGCACCCGGAGAUGACACAUCCAAUGGCCCUUCGCCGAGCCAGAUGUAUGUUGUGCCGGCAUACAGCAGCGACGUUCAGCAGAACAUGUAA
This is a messenger RNA of Rhinocladiella mackenziei CBS 650.93, 1131 nucleotides long. RefSeq lists its product as uncharacterized. Lineage: Eukaryota; Fungi; Ascomycota; Eurotiomycetes; Chaetothyriales; Herpotrichiellaceae. The record is from RefSeq and is a predicted model, not a curated record. Bases 1 to 1131 code for a protein of 376 amino acids. The transcript is spliced from 2 exons.